GGAAAAAAAAAAAAACGUUUAUAAACGGCUUUUCCUACCCUCUUUUUUCCUCUGUUCUUUGUCAGUUAUGACCCAGUGAUCCCAUUACUUCCUCCUUCCGUCUCCACCUCCACCACGAUAUCAUCUUCCUGUCGUUGUAUAUAGUCCUGUCCGUUAUAAUCCAAACGAUCUCUUCUUCCUCCGUUCUUGAUUAUUUCCUUUUUGCAGCCACUUGUAAAUACAUUGCAUUACAUCUAUACCACACUUCCAUUCGUAACGAUUAUGAGGAUUUCAUUUGCUUCGAUUUUCAGGGCCGCAGCGGUCACUGCAUGGGCUGCAGCUACUAUGGUUCAUGGUGCAGCUCUACCUUUACCCGAGGGCGUUGUCGUAGGGGCAAGUUCGAUUGAAUCGAUGAUGAAGGAUGAAGCGAUCGCAGCAGCGACGCUCCCUUCCCGCAAGAUGCUCCGGAAGCGCGGGAUUUCAGGACUGAAUAAUUAUAAUUGCAAGCUGACUCCUGCUCAUCCUCGUCCAUUGUUGUUGGUUCAUGCGACGUUGUUGACGGAAGAUUCCUGGUGGACGUUCGCACCAGUCUUGAUCCGUGAGGGCUAUUGUGUCUUUGCUCUGACCUAUGGUCGAUCCGAUAACAUCCCUUUUGUAGGAGGGGUCGCACCUAUUGAAGAUUCAGCUCAAGAAUUGGCCACAUUUGCAGAUAACAUUCUGAAGAGAAUGAAUGUCACUCAGCUGGAUUAUGUAGGCCAUUCUCAAGGCGGUAUCCUCGGCAGGUAUUGGAUGAAAUACCUUGGAGGGGCUGGCAAAGUCAACAGAAUGAUCGGUAUCGCACCUAUUCAUCAUGGCACUACUUUGAGUGGUCUCGCCACCAUUGCUAAAGCUCUCCGCAUCUUUGACCCUGCUCAACCGAUCUUUGACAAAAUUGCGCCUUCAUUCUAUCAGAUGGUCGAUACGUCCGACUUCAUCAAAAGAUUGAAUGACGGCGGUGAUUCUAUCCCUGGUGUGAUUCACGCUAACAUUGCCACCAAAUUUGACGAGGUGGUCACACCCUACAAGAAUUGUUACCAAACCAGCUCCGGUGUCCUGAACUCGCUACUACAGACUCAAUGCAUGCUCUCGAUCAAUGAACACUUGACGAUGAUCAACUCCAAAGUUGUGCUUCGAUGGGUCAUGAAUCAACUUGAUCCUUUGACUGCUCAAACCGCCGACUGCCUAUCGGCGAUUCGGCUCUAAAAUUUAAAAACCAUUCAUCCGAUCUCCCAGCUUGCCUUCAAACAUAGCUUCCAAAAAGAGAAUGACAAUAUUAAUAAUACCAGCGAAAAUAGUAUAGUAAACUCAUAUG
Molecule: messenger RNA, 1330 nt
Organism: Lobosporangium transversale
Lineage: Eukaryota; Fungi; Mortierellomycota; Mortierellomycetes; Mortierellales; Mortierellaceae
Product: Alpha/Beta hydrolase protein
Exons: 4
Coding region: 262-1221 (319 amino acids)
Biological process (GO): lipid catabolic process
Molecular function (GO): hydrolase activity
Source: RefSeq, a predicted model, not a curated record